AUGGCUGAAGAGACAGAAAACCAUGUCGUGGAUAUGAACGAUGAAACUGGUGCUAACAAACCUGUUAAUCCAUGGAAACUUAUAAGAUCGUUAGAGAGAAAGUAUCCAUUAAUGGCCGAUAUCAUCUUGUAUAGCGUGGUGGAAUUAGUUUCUGGGUUUGCGCCAAAUUUCCAAGUUUUCGUAGCAUUAAGAGCUAUCUUUGGAAUUGCGAUGGGUGGUGAGUGGGGCUUAGGUGCAGCUUUAGCGAUGGAAGUUUUACCACCUGAAGCUCGUUAUCCAACUGGUUACUUACUCGCUGCAAUAUUUUAUUAUGCUGUAAUCAAGACUCUCGGCUGGCGUGCAAUGUUCUGGAUUGGUUCUUUCCCCGCUCUUGUUGUCGUUUUCAUGCGUUUUUUCGUUCCUGAAUCCAAAGCAUGGGAAAAACAACACGAGGCUCGUAAGUUAACCAAUCAUAAUACGUUCAAUGAAAUGAAAACGGAUGUCACUGUGACGACUGUUAUAGCUAAUAUUGGUGCUAUUAUGGGUGGUACAUUAUGUGGAUACUUGUCCCAAUAUUUUGGCCGUAAGAAAACGGUUGUUAUAGCGAUGAUAUUAGCUGGUGCAUUUUUGCCUAUAAUAGCUAUUCCUGUUAAUAAACAACUUGUGACUUUUGGAGCGUUUAUUGUUUAUUUUUUCGUUCAGCUAUCACCACCAGCUUUUCGUGGGACAUUCCCAGGUCUGACUUAUCAAUUGGGUAACUUGAUAGCUGCUUCAGCAGCUCAAAUUGAAGCGGUACUGGGUGAAGCGUUUCCUAAAAAUGGUGUAGCCAAUUACGGACUGACUAUAGCAGUUUUUUCUGCAUGCGCUAUGUUUGGUGUAAUUGUAUUUAUUUCCACUGGAAGUGAAAAUAGAAAUGUGGAUUUCAUGAAGCAAGCAGAAACUGGAUCUGAAGAAAACGAAGAAGCAGUGAUUGAAACCAAAAAUGCUCA
Racocetra fulgida is the source of this 968-nucleotide messenger RNA. The record is from the annotation of a GenBank genome assembly. Lineage: Eukaryota; Fungi; Glomeromycota; Glomeromycetes; Diversisporales; Gigasporaceae.